UCUAGAUAAACACUAUUGGCAAAUAAACUAAAUUAGUAUAUCUCUUAAUUUGGAUAUCAUUUGAUAAGUCGGGACGACACCCAUUUCAUAAAAUCAGCACCAGUGCUUCCGAAAAAUUACCGCUAUGUCGUUUGUCGUUUUCGGUGUUUUGUUUUCAAUAUUUUGUGGAAACGUAUUGAGUGAUAUUUGUUCCAACAACAGUAAAUUCGAUUGCGUUUGCAAAUCGUUCACAGAUCAAAUCACCCAUCUGCCAUUAACGAUAGCCGAUUGUGGUGAUGCAGGAAUCGAGACACUUCCUACCGAUCUAGGUGAAGAUUUGAGUAUUCUGGAUGUUUCGUCGAACGAAAUAGGCAGCUUAGACGCGAAGCUAGCCAGCAAGAGCUUAGUAAAACUAAUACUUAGCUACAAUAACGUAUCAAAAGUGGCAGUUGGUUUCUUCGACAACCUUCCGAAUUUGAAAUAUUUGGAUUUGAGUAACAAUUUUCUUACUUCCUUUGACAACGCCGAGGUUUUCAAGAAAUUACCAAAUUUGAGAUACUUGGAUUUGAGUUACAACAAUUUUAAAUCGCUACCAGAAUUCAUAUUCAGCCCUUUAAAGGAAUUGAGACGGUUACACUUGAGCUACAAUGACUUGGGGGAGUAUUUAAUGCCAAAUAAAGCUGUGUUAGGCGAUGUGCUAGGAGUUACACCGAAUUUAACGCAUUUAGAUUUAAGCGGUUUGGGUUUAAAGGAACUUCACACAACAUACUUCGAUCAUUUCGUUGAAUUGAAAACGUUGAGUUUAGAAGAUAACAAUUUAACCACGAUUCCGACGAUACCUUACACCAUAGAAUUCUUGGAUCUUUCCGGAAACAGGCUUACCGUUAUCUCUGCGAAAUACCUCAAUUACCAUUCCUUGAAAGUACUCAAAUUGAACAGAAUGAAUACCUUGACCUCCAUACACCACUACGCUUUCUACAAUUUGGUUUCUUUGGAAAAAUUGUACAUCACAGAUUGCGCUAAUUUAAAAGAAUUCAGCGAUCUAGCUUUUGACGACGCUUCCAAAGACAUCCAUCAUCAUCCAAAAUUUCUCUCACUAGCCAGAAACGGACUGGAAUCGCUGAAUGAAACGUACAAAUACUUCUUCAAGAGAAUGGAACACAUCGAUUUGAUCCACAAUCCGUGGAACUGCGACUGCAAUAUUCUGUGGCUCAAGGAUUUCGCGCAGGAAUUGAACAGACCGCACGAAUUAAGGUGUAGUUAUCCAGACCAAUUAAAGCACAAGAAAAUACUAGACCUCGAACCGUCCGAUUUGAAGGAUUGUUUUCCAGCGAUUUACGGGAAGAAAAGCCAUAGGGCAUUAAUUGUGGUGUUAGCAGUAGCUUGUGUAACACUCUGCGGUUUGAUAUUUUACCUACUGAGGUACCCUGUGAAUGGUUUUGCUGGCAGACAUAGAAUAGGGCCAAAUUCGCCUUACGUUUCUGCACCGACCACUGAACCUAUUUAAAUUUUACUCAUAUUGAAGAUAUACCUAUUCCUGAUAAAAUAACUGAGGAUAGAUGCCAUAACAUAUGAUUGUCUAUCUACAGGAUGGUAGAAUAUAACAGUCAAAGUUUAACAACCAAAUAACUACUUACUGAAAAAGUUCAAAAUAGCUCUCCUGUAAAAUUUUAUAAAUUCGACAUCUCAUAUCACGUUAUGACAUCUACCCAAAUACAAAUAGAUUGUAGGCUGUAGGUUGUAAAUAUUUCAUAAGUUUAUUCUAAAAUAUAGGAAAAUGUUAGAA
This is a messenger RNA of Phyllotreta striolata, 1765 nucleotides long. Lineage: Eukaryota; Metazoa; Arthropoda; Insecta; Coleoptera; Chrysomelidae. The record is from the annotation of a GenBank genome assembly.